This is a messenger RNA of Jatropha curcas, 1314 nucleotides long. RefSeq names its product GDSL-like Lipase/Acylhydrolase superfamily protein. Gene Ontology annotation, molecular function: hydrolase activity, acting on ester bonds. Lineage: Eukaryota; Viridiplantae; Streptophyta; Magnoliopsida; Malpighiales; Euphorbiaceae. The record is from RefSeq and is a predicted model, not a curated record.
UAAGACAAUUAGCGGAUUUUGAUGGACUUGUGGGUGAAAUGACAACUUUUCGGUGUUUAAUGUUAACAACUUUCUUGAUUUUGACCUUAAAGGCUAUUUGUGGCCACAGUUUCACUUCUUUUGUGUUCGGCGAUUCAUUGGUGGAUGCAGGGAACAACGACUACUUUUUUACCCUCUCAAAGGCCAAUUCUCCUCCUUAUGGUAUUGAUUUCAAGCCUUCUGGUGGCCGACCCACUGGACGAUUCACCAAUGGUCGAACCAUACCUGACAUUAUCGGUCAGGAGCUUGGAGCUAAGACUUUUCCACCUCCUUAUCUAGCACCAAACACUCAGAUUAGUGCUAUUAUUGGAGGAAUAAAUUAUGCUUCUGGCGCCUCAGGAAUCUUGGAUCAAACUGGAUUUUUAUUUAUUGGAAGAGUUCCUCUAGGACAACAGGUAAGCUAUUUUGAGAAAAGCCGAAGUUAUAUGGUGAAUGUGAUGGGAGAGCAUGGGACCAGGGAGUUCCUCAAGAAAGCAAUCUUCUCAUUAACUACAGGGUCCAAUGAUAUACUCAACUAUAUCCAACCGUCCAUACCAUUUUUCGGAGUCAACAAGGUUUCUCCUUCUGUGUUCCAGGAUUUUAUGGUUUCCAAUCUCACUGUACAGCUGAAGCGACUCCACAAUUUAGGAGCUAGGAAGUUCAUCGUGGUUGGGAUUGGACCACUUGGUUGCAUUCCAUUUAUUCGUGCACUGAGUUUACUACCAGGAAGAACAUGCUCAGUAAAUGUGAACGAAUUAAUCAAAGGCUACAACAAGAAAUUGAGAGAGAUGUUAAAUGGAUUAAACCAAGAAAUGGGACCAGAAUCUGUCUUCGUGUUCGCAAAUUCUUAUGAUAUUGUCCUAAGCCUCAUCCAUAAUUAUCGUCAAUAUGGAUUUGAGGAUGGAUAUGAACCGUGUUGCGGAGGAUACUUUCCACCGUUUGUUUGCUUCAAGGAAAGAAAUGAAAGCAGCUGGAGCUCUGUUCUGUGCAAUGAUCGGUCCAAGUAUCUGUUUUGGGAUGCAUAUCACCCUACAGAAGCAGCUAAUAUUAUCAUUGCCAAAAAAUUGCUCGACGGAGAUAAAAGUGUCAGCUUUCCUAUUAAUAUAAGGGAGCUCUACCGUUAUAAUUCCUAGCUAAGCUAGAUAGUUUAAUUACGUAAACCAGAUGUAUUUUCUCCUUAAGCUAAUAAUUCAGUGAUAAUCUGAUAGACUGUCCCUUUUAUACAGUCUCUUUUCCUUAUAAAAUUUCUGCAAUGUAUCAAAGUUAAUAUUGUUUCAAAGAAAUAUUAAUUGAAAA